Molecule: messenger RNA, 1809 nt
Organism: Daucus carota subsp. sativus
Lineage: Eukaryota; Viridiplantae; Streptophyta; Magnoliopsida; Apiales; Apiaceae
Product: putative disease resistance RPP13-like protein 3
Exons: 1
Coding region: 1-1809 (602 amino acids)
Biological process (GO): defense response to other organism
Molecular function (GO): ADP binding
Source: RefSeq, a predicted model, not a curated record
AUGGUUGAUGCAAUUGUAUCCACGGCAAUUGAAAAGCUUAGUGAUUUUCUUACCCAAGAAAUCAACAUCAGGAUAGGAGUAAAAGAUGGUGUGCACUGGCUAAAAGAUGAAUUAGUCUACCUCCAAUCUUCCGCAAGAUAUGCAGAAUCAAGGCAACACGAGGAACUGAUCCGCAUCUGGAUAAAUAACGUCAAUGAAGUUGCGCAGGAGGCUGUGAUCAUCCUGGAGAGGUUUAGCGACCACCAAAAGAAGCAUUCAGCUCCUAGGCAAGGUGUUCUGGAUUGUCUGCGGAGCUCUAUUUGCAUAUGCACGAAAGAAGUAGAGCUUUAUGAUAUCGGCAAGGAGAUCGAGUCGGUCAAGGGAAGAGUGAAUGAGAUCAAGAACAGGCGAGCAGAGUAUGGUAUUGGGAAUAUCUUAGACACUGCGAAUGUGCAACAAAGAAAGAGAGCUUUGCUGAGAGCAACUGCUGUUGAAAACAAGGUUGAUGUGGUUGGUUUUGAGGAUGAUGUUCGGAUUUUGUUGGCUGAACUUACUGAGGAUCCUGCGCUGAAGUAUGUUUCCAUUCAUGGAAUGGGGGGUUUGGGCAAGACCACACUUGCCGGUAAAUUGUAUCACAGUAGUGAGUUGAGCCAUCUUAAGAGUCGUGCUUGGGUUUGUGUUUCGGAGGAUUAUAAAACUGAAGAUGUUCUGAGGAAGAUAAUAAAGUCUUUCAUGAAGCAGAAACUGGACGGUGAAUUGGCUUAUUUGGAUAAAAUGGAUGAAGCAGACUUGUUGCAGCACCUGCUAAAUUUGCUGCAAGAGAGAGAUGGGUUUUUGGCCGUGAUUGAUGAUAUAUGGGAUAUCAAAGUCUGGAAAAAGAUUAAAAGUGCGUUUCCGGACAAAAGGGACGGCAGUGGUGUUAUUAUAACCACGCGAUAUAAGAAAGUUGCUGAGAGAGUAGAUGACAGAUGUGUUGUCCACAAACUCCGUUUUCUGAAUGAAGAAGAGAGCUGGCAGUUGUUAUGCAAGACGGCGAAACAAACACCAAAUCUGGACAAAUUAGGAAGGGAAAUGGUGAGUAGAUGUCGAGGUUUACCACUGGCAAUCGUGGCACUUGGUGGGCUGUUAUUCCACAAGAAGAGCUACCAGGAUUGGUCAAAGGUGAAGAAUGAUCUUUGGAGACAGUUGAAGGGCGAGUCAGCGGAGAUUGAUGAGAUACUAAGCUUGAGCUACAAUGAGUUGUCUCCACAGAUGAGAGAUUGUUUUUUGUACCUUGCAAGGUUCCCAGAAGACUAUACUUUUGGUGUUGAAAAGUUAAAACUGUUAUGGAUUGCAGAGGAAUUCAUAACUGACAAAGGAGAUGGGCUGGUGAUGGAGGAUGUGGCUGAGGAAUAUGUGAAUGAAUUAAUUAAUCGCAAUAUGAUUCUCAUAGCAACAUUUAAAUUUGAUGGACAAGUUGCCAAGUGCCAGGUACAUGAUGUUGUACGUGAUCUUGCUAUACAAAAGGCCUCUGCGGACAAGUUUUUGGGAGUUUUUGACUCUAGUAAAAAGCAUCCAAAUCCCAUUCGUGGACACAGAAGGCAGGCAAUUUACAAUGGAACCGGUGAUUAUUUAGAACUACCCGGGUCUUGUUCUGAUGAUCUAAAGGUUUGUUCACUAUCAGUAAUGAACGAAAGUGAAGAACUUACAAUAGAAGAAGUGAAGUUGAUUUACACCAGAUUUGAGAAUCUCAUUGUGCUUGACUUGGCCGGUGUAGAACAUUCAGAAAGGAUUCCAGAAAAUAUAGGGGAUUUAGAGCAUCUCCAAGAGCCUCUUCAUUUAGGCUCCUAA